UGUUGUGAAUUUCUAUUGUCAAGCCGAAGAUACAUUUCGCCAUAAAAUAGCGUUGAAAGCCGAUGUGUAAAAGUGUAAUCUUUUGGAAACACGAUAGGUCCUUGAAUGUACCCCCCUCUCAUCCGCGUUUUCCUCGGUUGAUACAAGAUCGAUAGGUGUCGAGUUAUGUCAAAUAAUAUUAGCAGUGAAGAAUUACAUAAAUGUCGGGUCUGUUGUAAAACAUUUAGCCGUCGAACGUAUCUCGUAUUGCACGAAAAGAUUCAUGGUGAAAAAUCCUACAAAUGUGACAUUUGCGGCAAAGCCUUUAGUCAGCCCGCUGGGCUGUGGAUCCACAAGAAGCACCAGAGUUGCUUGAAACGAAACUCUUCUAGCGAACGUCGCGCCGAAACUGAUGAACAAGGUGGGAAGGAAAAAAGUAGUGUUGAAAAAAGGCACGAGUGUGAUAUCUGCAACAAACGCUUCUCGCAAAAACAUUUGUUAAGUUAUCAUAUGAGAACGCACACUGGCGAAAAUCCUUAUCCAUGUACGACAUGUGGCAAAACGUUUCGGGGAGCAGUUACCUUAAAGUACCAUGAAAGAACACAUACUGGACAAAAGCCUCACACUUGCAUUUUCUGUACGAAGUCGUUUACUCAGUUGGGACCACUGAGGGCGCAUUGUAGAAAAGAACAUCAGUCAGACAGGAUUUAUGAAUGUGAUGUUUGCAAGGAAAAAUUCGAGAAAUUUCUGGAAUUAUCCUCACACAAGAAAACACAUUUGGAAACUUGUACUGACUCUCAAUGUGGAGAUGUUGGUAUAUCUAAUACUGAGUGUGUGAACGCUUCGAUUCAUGUAACAAACGUUUCUUGCCAAAAUUUAGAUAAAUUGAAGAAAAUAGACCAAGAUUCCGAUCCAGAUGCAGUCAAAACUCCCACAAGCAGUAAAAGAGAUGCACCCGAACCUAGUAGCGAAAUUAACAGCAAAAAAAGGAAAAGAAAGGUUCAGGCCAAGUCUUCUCCUCGUCGCAAGAUUCGUUUAAAUAAAUCAGUUGGAGAGGCCGUAAUCCGAAGCUAUACAGAAGGAGAAAACAGUUGUGUCCUGGUUAAAGAGAAACUAUCGACAAUGGUUUCCGAAAAAUUAAAAACGAUUAAUUACAGAGAUUUGUCUUUUCCCAAUAGUCACACGCCAGCGAUACAUCAGAAUGAAAAAAACAGUUUGAAUGAGCAGACUCAUAAAUGUGAUGUCUGCGGCGAAGAGUUUCCCGAAGCAAACGUGCUGCAGAAUCAUGCCAUAACUCAUACUGAAAAGAAUCCUCUUAAUUGUACGGACUGCAACAAGUCGUUUCGAACACCAGGCUCAUUGACUGUUCACCAAAGGACUCACAACGGGAAAAGGCCUUACAAAUGUAUUUUCUGCCCACAGGACUUUACGCAAAGGGGUGCUCUGCUACAGCACUGUAGACGGAUACACAAUACAGACCAAAUUUACGAGUGUGACGUUUGCAAUGAGAAAUUUGAGAAACAUCGGGACUUGUUAUCCCACAAUCAUACCCUGUCCGAUGCUCCCUGCACAAUGGCAAAACGGACGUACAUGUAUGAAAACACUGAUUUUGAUGUAACAUUUGAAGACGAUGAAGAAAAAACGGGAGAUGAUGCAGUUUGUUCUCCGUUAUCUUCGUCCAAUAAAAAUGGCGAUUCAAUUCCAGAAAAUAAUCAUCAAGUGUCAGCGAAAGCUCUUGUAUUGUUACCAAUGAUGAUAACAAAAAGAAUUGUGCAAAAUCACCUAACUUUAUCUACCAAGAAGACGAAUUUUCUCGGCAAGAUGAUUACGAAAAUCGGUUUACAAGUCCUUCUAAUUCUGUUUGUAUAGAAGUAGAAAAUAUAGAUAUUCCCGUCUCGAAGGAAGAUUAUGAUAGUUAUGACAGCGGAAUUUCCCCAGACACCUCACCGUUCGAUGUCAAUGUCAAAUGUGAUGAACCCCCCAAACAGUUGAUGUACGAAGUAUCCAUGCAACCGAUUAAGCCUUGCUAUAAGGAAAACAAUUAUCACAAAAUUAUUGGAAUGGGGCCUUCUAAAACCAUCAGCAGUAGGACGAUUCCUUCUCAACAGAGUCAAAACUUAGCAGACGGGAUCGUGAAAGAUUGUUUGAAAACAGUUAAUAAUGAGGACGAAUCUGAUGAUCAUAUUUCUUCAAAUUGCUCCAGAGUGACAACGUCUGACAAUGUUUCCUUAUUUCAAGAAAGCCCUGGCAGUAAUCAGCAAAACUUUUGCUUGUUUGAUGAAACGUCAGAUAUGUCUUUGCAAUUCCACAAUGAAAGGAAUAUGUUUACAGCCCAACCUCUAAACCUUAGAAAACGAAGUUUGAUGGAGGGUAACAUCAGAAAUUUUUGGCAAAGGAAUGAUUGCAUAUCUGGUAUUGGGUGUGAUAGAGGUCGAAAUUUGCAGAACAACUCAACUCAAAUUGGAUCAACAUCGGAGCUACCAGGCUGUUCGAACAUAAGUUCCAACGAGUCUUUGUGGUGACAGCAUAAUAUUAUGUAAAAAGUAUUAGGAUCCUCUAAGUUGCUUCGUGUAAGAAUUUUCAAUGAGAGCAUCAAAUCAUUCAAAUGAUAACUGCCAUAAGCAUUUUAAUUUUUCUUUGCCCAAAUUCCAUCUCCCGUUCACCAACUGUCCUGUUUCAAAAUCCUCAAUAAUCUGCUUGACUGAUCACAAAUAUAUUCUACAAACUUCCUUCUUUAGUUAUUCUGCCUUUUUUCUUUCGAUAGUAAGGUUUUUAUACUUUUUCUCCAUAUGAUAGAGGUGUUCUUAUCUUACAUUUUAAUCGUAUCGCCUCAAGGUUGGGGACAAAUUAUCGCAAAAUGUCAAAGAUCAUUACGAACUUUUUUAGAACCGAUUCGAAAUCACCCGAUUAAGCUAAACCAAGCGUUUUCAUAGCCAAUUUAGUUUGUUUCAUCGUUUGUAAAAUUUAGUGCCCGAUCCGGCGCGAAGCGUCGAGUGUACUGACUCCGCUGGGUGAUUCAUUACACCCUGCUAUUUAAACAGAACAUGGCCGAGUCCAAAGUCGUCCAAAUUCUAUGUAAUGGACGGUCGACGUUGGACAGGUUUGUUAGUUUUGCGCAUGCGCGAAAUUUAAACGAGUGAAGACUGAAGCAACGUCCUAAUUCGCUAAGGAGAAAAGUUUGUAUUUCUGAAAGAUUUUUUUUAAAAGAUUAAAUAGUUAAUCACAUCGUAAAUUACUAUAUAUUUAAUGGUCAAAGAGUGCCUAAACUAUAUUACUUCACUGAUUAUGUUGAAUUCUCGAACAGUGCAAAGCAUGCUAAAUGUUGUAACCUAAGAAAUUGC
Dendronephthya gigantea is the source of this 3320-nucleotide messenger RNA. Its product is annotated as zinc finger protein 2-like. Gene Ontology annotation, biological process: regulation of transcription by RNA polymerase II. Gene Ontology annotation, molecular function: RNA polymerase II transcription regulatory region sequence-specific DNA binding; DNA-binding transcription factor activity, RNA polymerase II-specific. Gene Ontology annotation, cellular component: nucleus. Lineage: Eukaryota; Metazoa; Cnidaria; Anthozoa; Malacalcyonacea; Nephtheidae. Bases 166 to 1848 code for a protein of 560 amino acids. The transcript has 2 exons. The record is from RefSeq and is a predicted model, not a curated record.